This is a messenger RNA of Acinonyx jubatus (cheetah), 6856 nucleotides long. Its product is annotated as keratin, type II cytoskeletal 8-like. The transcript has a single exon. Gene Ontology annotation, cellular component: keratin filament. NCBI's taxonomy places the organism in Eukaryota, Metazoa, Chordata, Mammalia, Carnivora, Felidae. The record is from RefSeq and is a predicted model, not a curated record.
ACACAUCUUAUCUCCAACUUUCAUUUAAAUAUCCAUCCAAGUUCUUUUGUGCUUAGUUUUGCUUUAUAUAUAGCAUUAGGAACGAACGGUUUGAGAGCUGGUUUGAAGCAAACACUUAAAGGUAAAUCUUGGGAUGCCUAAGUGGCUCAGUCAGUUAAGCGUCUGACUCUUGAUUUAUGCUCAGGUCAUGACCUCAUGGUUUGUGAGCUCAAACCCUAUGUUGGGCUCUGCGCUGACAGUGUGGAGCCUGCUUGGGAUUCUGUCUCAUUCUCUGCCCUUUCCCUGCUUGCUCACUCUCUGUCUCUCUCAAAAUAAAUAAAUACAUAAACAAACAAACAAACAAUUAAAAAAAAAAAAAAAGGUAAAUCUGAUGAUGCUGAAACUAUUCCAGGCCAGAGACAAACAUGGAAAGGCCCUAGUUAAUGUCGUAAAGCCAACACAGCAUUAAUACAAAGCAGUAGAAUCCGGAGAACCUACACUCCCGGCCCACUGCCAGAGGAUGGGUUUCCCAUUAGGGAGUUGUACCGUAGGUUCCCAUGAACACUGCCUUAGGCCACGCAUGCUCCCAGUGGCAGCUGUAGCCAAUAACUUUUGGCAUAGUUAUCCAGCAUUUUUGUGACAAUAGCUGAGUAAUAGAGUUUCAGUUUUUUUUAAGUGUGCUACAUAUGGGAAAUAAAAGAGUUGACUCAUUUUUCUUCAAAAAGCCUUCCUAAGAUCAACAAGCAGCAUUUGGAGCAGAGUUUCUCAAUGGCACUAUUGACAUUUGGGCUCAAAUAAUUCUUCGUUAGCGGGAGAUGGAGGGCUGUCUUGUGUAUUGUAGGGUGUUCAACAGCAUCCCUGGCCUCUGUCUACUAAAUGCCAAAAGUACCCCAUCCUCAGUCGUGGCACCCAAAAAUGUCUACAGAUAUUGACAAAUGCUCUCUGGGGGCAAAAUUGCCUCACUUGUGAAUCACUGAGUUAGAAGGCAGAUUUGGGUUCAUUUGGAGAAGAAACUUUCCCACCGUGACUGCUUUAAUGAAGUAAGCUUCUAGACUGGAUUUGAAGUGGACCCUGUGGGAUUUACUUUUUCAUUGCACAGAGAUUAGUUCAUAAAACGUCUAAGAAGUUUCCCAAUGCUGACUCCCCACUCUGAUGAACUAAUCUGGAGAGGAUUUCAUCAUUUUUUAACAUUUGUUAGGGAGACUUUAAACAAAAUCAUAUCUUUGACAGUCUGUUCAGUUCAUGAGAAUAUUUCAGAAGCAUUUUCGUAAAUAUGAAAUGAUAAAUGCUGUUUAAACACCAGUAGUUAAUUCAGAUUGCUUUCAGGACAUCUCUUUUAUGAUCUGUUUGGUAUUAAGGGAUAGUACUACCCCUUUCUUUUUGCUAUGUAAUAUAAGAUAGUUUUCAAUAUGUCUUUUUUAAAUCUUGGAGAAUGUUAUUUGAUCAGCAAUGUGUAUAUUUCUAUAUUAUAAUAAUUAGGUCACAGGAAUGUCAUGUUUUUUAAAGCUAAAUUUUAAGUUAAAUCACUUUUACAGGAAAAGCAUUUUCAAAAAUAUUUAGUUCUGUGGCUUGACUUCUACUUUGGCUAGGUCAAUGGAGAUCGCUCAAGAAUCCAGAGAGUUUCUGUAACCAAGAGGGAUGGAGAACAGUCCCUCACUUCACAGAACCUUGACACCCCAGACUCUUUUCUUACUUAGAGAAGGAAGCCAGAAGCUCAUUAGUAACUACAUUCUGUCUCUAGGCAGUUGAGGCUAACCCCUGGCUUUGCUAAGUCCUCCUCUGCAUGUUGCUGCCACCACCCAGCAGCAGCCUUUGGCUCUCUCUGGCAUAGUUGGAGAUACUCUGAAGUUGUCGAGUGAAGCCAGAUGAUAGCAGUGUCUGUGCUGGUAGGAUCUAGUAUUAGAAUCAGUCGCUAUUUUAAGCUGCUAUCUUUGCAGGGACAGAAAAGUAGAUACCAGGAAUAAGGGAGAGAGGGACAAGCAUGAAAAUGAGGAUAUUUGUGAAUCUGUGUGCUGAAACAUUUAGAGUAUAUUCAGGAAGAACAAAAGAGCCAAAUAGUAAAUGUGGCGUCUUAAAGAUAACACUGAAACAUUUUGCUUAAAAAUGGGUUAGAUUAAAACAUUCUUUACCAAGGGAAUUUGACUUAAAAGAUAUUUGGAAGAGGAAGUCCAUUAUCAAACUAGCAGCUACAGUUUCACAAACAGAUGUACAAAAUUUGUUAGAAUGUUAAUCAGGUUUCUGAUUAAUGUUCCAAAACACUAGAAAUUAUAGAACUUCCUUUUAUCAGUCUGUAUUAUAAAGAAGUUGUGAAAUUUAUAUGAUUAAGUUAGAGAAGUUUUUUUUUCUAUUUUUAAGAAUAUUAGAACAAAGCACACUUAGGGUUAGAUUCACUGAAGGAAUUGUUGAAUUUUAUAGUUAGGAACAUGAAAUGAGAAAGUUUUACUAACGAAAAGAUAAUAUCCUAGAAUAGCAAAUCCUCUAGUUGGAAUUCUGUUUACUAGAGACAAGUAUCAACAUAGUAUGUAUGUACCUCUAGCUACAUGUACAUGGCAGGAUACUCAGGUCUCCAUUUCUCUUGGACCUCUAACCAGUUGCAGAGGGAAUAAACAAUGAAUCGCAGUAUUCUAAAGAGCACAUUGUAAUAGGAAAGGCUUGUGAUGACAUGGAAGCCAGCCAGAAAUUAAUGCCAGCCAAGUAAAUAAGCAGUCAGGUAAGAAUAUGCAGUGUUUUCACAAAUGUCCGAGAGGUCCUCUUUGGAUACUGUUAAUAAAACAGGAAACUGAAAGGAUGAGGCAGAGUCCCAUGGGAUUGUGUUUUGUGCACCGUGAUAGCCCCAGUGCCUGGAACAGUGCCUGCCCAUAAUGGACAUUGAAUAAGUAUGGGGAGGAAGAAGACAAAUGUAAAAGUAAUACCAGGUCAGAGGAAGAAAUAAAUGUCCAAGAGUGAAGAAGAGUGCAUUUUAAAACAUAGCCCAGUACCUAGGAAACUUGGAUAAAUGUGGUAACCGCUUGCUGCUUUGCCUCGCUUUCUUUCCCACAUGACAGUACAACUCAUUAAAGGCUCUGCCCUACUCAUCUUUGAACCUGGAGACGAUAGCAGAUGGUAGUAUCAUUUAUUGAAAAGCUGUGGUUUAUAUUAAAGCACUGUUCUUCCCUGGAACAGUCCUAUGAGGUAUUAUUGGCCCCAUUUCUGAAAUAAAGGAAACAGAAGGGGAGGGAGGUUAAAUAAUCUGGCCAAAGCCAUAUUGUGGAGCUCGCAUUCCAUCUCAGGAUUGUGUGACUCCUGAGCUCCUAUACAGAAUUUUUAGGCCAGACUAUCCAGGUGCUCAGUAAAUGUGUGCUCAGUGUUUUUUAAAAAUGAAGAUUAGGUGUCCUAAAGAAUUCACCAAGGAGAUGGCAUCAAGCUAGAUCUUAAGUAAAAGUAAGAUUUGGAUGUGGUGAAAUGUUGCCAUCAUCCCAAAGGUACAUAUUUUAAAACUCCUCCUCUACUUUAAAGUAUUUUGUCAUCAUUUCACUAAAUGAUGUCAUUAUAUAUAAAAACUUGCCUUCUAGGGGAGCCUAGAUGGCUCACUUGGUUAAGCUCCCGACUUAGGCUCAGGUCGUGAUCUCACAGCUUGUGGGUUCAUUCCCUGCGUCAGGCUCUAUGCGGACAGCUCAGAGCCUGGAGCCUACUUUGGAUCUCUCACUCUCUGCCCCUCCCCCGCUCACGCUCUGUCUCUCUCCCUCUCUGUAAAGUAAACAAACAUUAAAAAAAAAUUAAAACUUGCCUUCUUCUAAUCACAACAAUUAUAUCCUUUUAAUGUGUAACAGUUUUGUCCUUUUAAUAUAGUUUUUGGAUGUUUUUAACUUUGUAUAAAUAGUGGUUGGUGUCCCACAAUAUACUUUUGUCCCCACUAGCAUUAUAUUAUUGAGAUCAUUUAUAUUAUAGAGCAUAUAGUAUUCCAUUGUGUGAAUACACCACAGUUUAUCCAUUCUGAUAAUGAUGGAAAUUUUUUGUUAAUAUAAACAAUGAUAGUAUAAAUAUUCUUGUAUGUGUCACUUGGUGCACAUAUAUUAGAGUUUUCCAGGGUAGUGGUUCUCACAUUUGAGCAUACAUCAGAACCACCUGAAGGGCUGUUUAAACACAGGUUGCAAGGCUCAUUGAUUCAGGAAGUCUGGGGUAAGUCCCAAGAAUGUGCAUUUCUAACAACGUCUCAGGUACUAAUGAUCUAUUGAUCCAAGAACUAACUGCUUCAGAGUAUAUAUCUAACUGUGGAAUUGUUGGAGUGAAAUAGAGAGUACAUACUUUCAAUUUUACUAGGUAAUGCUAGAUUGUUUUCCUAUCAGCAAUGUGAAAGCAAAUUGUCAGACUUGAAUUUUUGCCAGACUGGUGGGUGUUAAUGGUAUCUUAUUAUGUGGCUGAAAGGGGAAAUCGAUAUGCUUUUUUUUCUUCAUAUUAAAACUUUCAGAAUAGACCCUAGAAGCAGCUUCUUGGCUCCUUCUCAAACCUCAGGCAGGUUCAGCCUACUUGCCUCCACUCCAACUUCCACACUGGCCUCCACCAUGUCUAUCAGGGUGACCCAGAAGUCCUACAAGGUGUCCUCCUCUGGCCCCCGGGCUUUCAGCAGCCUCUCCUUCACUCACGUGCCUGGCUCCCGCAUCAGCUCUGCCCUGUCCUGCGUGGAAAGCGGCAGCAGCUUCCAGCGUGGCCUGGGCAGCAGCAUGAGUGUAGUUGGGGGCUAUGGCAGGCCUGGGAGUAUGGGGGGCAUCACGGCUGUCUCAGUGAACCAGAGCCUGCUGAGCCCUCUUAAGCUGGAGGUGGACCCCAACAUCCAGGCCGUGCGCAGCCAGGGGAAGGAGCAGAUCAAGACCCUCAACAACAGGUUUGCCUCCUUCAUCGACAAGGUGUGGCAUCUGGAGCAGCAGAACAAAAUUCUGGAGACCAAGUGGAACCUCUUGCAGCAGCAGAAAACCUCUCGCAGCAACAUGGACAACACGUUUGAGAGUUACAUCGACAACCUUCGGCGGCAGCUGGAAACCCUAGGCCAGGAGAAGCUGAAGCUGGAGGUGGAGCUUGGCAACAUGCAGGGCCUGGUGGAGGACUUCAAUAAAUAUGAGGAGAUCAAAGAAUGUGCAGACAUGGAGAAUGAAUCUGUCCUCAUCAAGAAGGAUGUGGACGAAGCUUACAUGAACUAGGUGGAGCUGGAGUCCCGCUUGGAAGGGCUGACUGAUGAGAUCAACUUCUUAAGACAGUUGUAUGAAGAGGAGAUCCGUGAGCUGCAGUCCCAGAUCUCGGACACGACUGUGGUGCUGUCCAUGGGCAGCAGCCACUCCCUGGAUCUGGAUGGCAUCAUUGCCAAGGUCAAGGCCCAGUAUGAGGAGAUCGCCAACAGCAGCCAGGCUGAGGCUGAGACCAUGUACCCGAUCAAGUACGAGCAGCUGCAGACAUUGGCCGGGAAGCAUGGGGAUGACCUCCAUCGCACAAAGACGGAGAUUUCCAAGAUGAACCAGAACACUAACUGACACCAGGCUGAGAUUGAGGGCCUGAAAAACCAGAGGGCUUCCCUGGAGGCCACCAUAGCUGAUACCAAGCAGCGUGGGGAGCUGGCCGUGAAGGACUCCAAUGCUAAGGUGGCCGAGCUGGAGGCUGCUCUGCAGCGAGCCAAGCAGGACAUGGCCCGGUAGCUGCAGGAGUACCAGGAGCUCACGAACAUCAAGCUGGCCCUGGACAUCACGAUCACCACCUACUGCAAGCUGCUGGAGGGCGAGGAAAGCAGGCUGGAGUCUGGGAUGCAGAACAUGAGCAUCCACACUAAGACCUCCACCGGCUACUUGGGUGGGCUGGUCUCAGCCUACAGGGGCCACAUGAGCCCUGGCGUCAGCUAUGCCUUCCAGUCCGGCUUCAGCUCUGGCCAGAGCUCUGCUUCCUCUGGCCAUGUCAGCUCCUCCAAGGCUGUGGUGGUGAAGAAGAUCGAGACCCGUGAUGGGAAGCUGGUGUCCCAGUUGUCUGACGUCCUGUCCAAGCGAACAACCACUGUGGUCCCUCCCAGCCUCCCUGCUCCCGUGGCUGCCGUAGAGCCUGUGGGGGAAGGAGCCGUGCAGGGGAGCGUCGGGAAUGGGAGGCCCACCUAAGCCUCACCUCAGUCCUUGGCCUACCCUUAGGGGGAGUCCACCACCCUGGGUACCCCCCUCUUGCUCAUGUCCCCAGCUAAAAGCCAAUUCAAGAGUUUUUCCCCAAAUAAAGCCUCAGAUGGCUCUGCCAAUCCCCCCCUUCCCCCCCAAAAAACCUUUCAGAAUAUGCGGAAUUGAUUCAUUUUAAAUAAUAUUUUCAGGGCACAGGAAACACUCUUUUCCACAGAAAAAUCUGAUCAAAUUCAGUUUUGGUUGCCUAAGAAGAAUCUUAGAUAAUUGUUGUAAUUUUUAAUUUUUUUAUUCUUCCAUUGGCCUUUUUAAAAAGGAAAGAACACGGGAGAAAUUCCACUUUAGUGAGACUUGUGUAAACUGAAUGUACUCCGUUUAGUUGAGGAUGGUGCAAAAGGCUAAUUUGGAAAGAGUUGAUUAGAUACCACACUAGUUUUAUUGCGUUCCUCAGAGAUACUCCUUGAAAGCCAGGUCCAAGCUGACUUUAGGUUUAACAGGUUUAACAGGUUCACAUUCUGCCUGAGAAGCUACUGCAGACCUGGCGCCUCCUUCAGAAAUGUUGCUUUCCAGGGGCGCCUGGGUGGCUCAGUCGGUUGAGCAUCCAACUUCGGCUGAGGUCGUGAUCUUGGGGUGCGUGAGCUCAAGCCCUGCAUUGGGCUCUUUGUUGACACCUCAGAGCCUGGAGCCUGCUUCGGAACCUAUGACUCCCUCUCUCUCUGCCCCUCACCCUCUCACGCUCGCUCCCUCGCUCUCUCUCU